Molecule: messenger RNA, 3896 nt
Organism: Ostrea edulis (European flat oyster)
Lineage: Eukaryota; Metazoa; Mollusca; Bivalvia; Ostreida; Ostreidae
Product: caldesmon-like
Exons: 6
Coding region: 77-982 (301 amino acids)
Source: RefSeq, a predicted model, not a curated record
AGUCGCCACCUCUGUGUUUAUCUAGGCAACAAUAAACUUCCGGUUAAUCCGCACACUUGAAAAAAAGCGACAAAACAUGUCAGCUAAAGGAAUUAAGACAACAAAAAAUCUUUAUGACCCUCUAGCGUGUCUAGAGAGAAUUCUUAACAAAUCAACACUAUCGACACAAAGAGUAACACACGGGAAUAUCAUAGAGCUUGGUGAUCAGUUGCUGAAUUCCAAAGCGGAUGAUUCCAAGGAACAACAACUGCGUGAGUUGGAGGAAGCUGUGGAGAAGGCAGAGGCUCGAGGAACAAAGGAACUUAAGGCUGCCCUCAAACGACUCAGAAAUGAGAAAGAUGAGGAGAAAAAGCGAGCCCUUCAAAAACAAAAAGAGUACUAUGAACGCUUGGCAGCAAGAGUAGAGACUCAAAGGGAUGAAGCAGAGGAGGAAAGAAUCCGAGAAUUGACAAAAAAACUGGAGAACGAGAAAAAGAAAGCUCUUGAGGAACAAUGGGAGGAAUGUGAGAGGAUAAAAAAAGAGGCAAUAGAGGAGGCCUGUAUAGCUUUAACGAAGAAACUUAGGAACGAGUUUGUCCUAGAGAAGGAGAAAGCUGUUGCUGAGGCCCUCAAGAUACAGAAGGAAAAGUUUUUGAAAAGAGAAAAGGAGUCCAUAGAGAGAACUAGGAGGGAGUGUGAAGAAAAGGCUCGUCUCGAGGCGGAGAGAGUGGCAAAGCUUCACCAAGAGGAGAUAGAGAAAUGGACUCAAAGGUAUUUGGAUAUGGAGAGGCGAUAUAAACAAGAAACCGAGAGAAGGCGGGCAGUCACAGCUGACUUCAAGGAACUGCAGGAUGAUUAUAGGAGAUUUAUGGAUUACACUGAUGGAAAAUUCCACUCGGAUUACAUGAUGCAUCUCAGGUACAUGGGAAUGAGAUUGGCUGGAAAGCGUGUUAGUGAUGUGUCGAGUACUGUAUCAUAUGAAGAUAUAUUCAAACUCUCCUGAUCCCAGAGGUUUUUCAGUGUGAGAAAUACAAAAUCAUGUCACUUAAUGCUGGCUAGCUGUACUAAUAUCAACAUCCUCUGGAGUCAUGAAAAAAAAUAAAUCAUCAUUAUGGAUUUAACAGCUCUGAAAAGUACAAGCUGUUAAGUAUCCCACCUACCAUGAUGAUGUAGCCAUGGUUGCUGAAAAUGUCUGCUGCAGUAACAGCAAAUCAGAUAACUGCCGUUAACUUUGUUCAUUGAGUGGCAGAUAUUGUCAUUUCAAAUUCAAUACAGUGGUUGUAUUUUCCUUUUACUUAUUAUGAAAGAAACAUUAGAGGAAGGUAAAUCUAGCAGAGGCUAAGUAUUUAAACAAUGCAUAUAUACUGGUAGUUUAAAAUUAAUGUGCCUAAUGAUGCAACUUCAAAUAUAUUUUUCUAGACAAGACAAGGCAAGAGAUUAACUUCCUGUGCAAUAUAUCAGUAUGUUUAGGCUGUUUUAAUAACAACCACAAAAAGUAUGAACUGCAAUAUAAUGCAGCUUAAAGGGUGGGAGGUACACUGUAUGAGGACAUGUGUCACUCAAUUUAACACAAUGAAAAAUGUCUACAGGUAUCUACCAUCAAUAUCAUCUAUUAUCAAUAUAUUUUAAUGUGCAUCAAAGUUUUUGGGUGAUGGGAACACUUUGGUAUUUGAGUGUCCUGCAUGUUUUGGGUGUGCUCUGUGGUAAAGGUGUUGUAUUGUUCAGACUGACCUUUUUUUACGAGUUGAAUUUUGUUUAUUGUUUUUGUCAUAAUGGUGCUGUUUUACAUUUUUUUGGUGGUUAUUGUAUUAUUCUGUUGUAUUUUGAUGUACAUAAACUUUAUUUGGCUUUAACCAUGAAAUCAUUUCUAAAUUUUACUCAGAGUGGUGUAGCUGGUAUGCCCGAGAGGAGUUGUGCUAGGUUAGUGGUGUUGAUGGUGUGUAGUGGUUUGACAGCUAAACAAAAUUGAAAAAUCAAAACAUAAGACACUAAUAUCAUAUAAAAAGAGCUGUUUUAUGCUUUUAAUUAGAUUUCUAUAUUCAAUGAAAAUUUUAUAAGUACAUGUAUACAGUUUAUGUUGACUUGAAAUUACAUUAGAAACUGGAAUCUGAUAUUGUUUAUGCCAAAAUAUAUAGCAUAUAAGGGACCCCUGGACACCCCCCCCCCCCACUUUUUUUUACCUCAGAUUUAAAUUGUUAGGAGCAUUCUUUGAGAAAGGAAAAUAAUAAGAGUUGACAAGAUGAAAGGAAGGGAGAAGAAGGGGAAAGGGGGAAUGGACAGAUGGGAUAGGGGAAGGAAGAGGCAGACCCCCUGUCCAACCACCAGGACUAUGUUGUUAACUUUUCCACCAUGGGUACUGCGUGACUAUAAUACACAAUUCAAAGUUUGAAGAGGCUUCUAUCUUUUUUAAAUUACAAAGCUUGACAAAUGGAAAAGUUAUUGUAAACUGCUGGUCCAAAAGUUUUGUCCACCCCAAAUUUCUUCAGACUGGUAGGAAAUGACUACAUUUCAUUGUUUGGACUAGUAGUAAUUUAAGUGACUACAUUCCAUUGUUUGGACUAGUAGGAAGUAACUACAUUUAAUUGUCUGGACUGGUAGGAUUAGUGACUACAUUUAAUUGUUUGGACUGGUAGGAAGUGACUACAAUAUCAAUUGUUUGGACUGGUAGGAUUAGUGACUACAUUUAAUUGUCUGGACUGGUAGGAAGUGACUACAUUUAAUUGUCUGGACUGGUAGGAAGUGACUACAUUCCAUUGCUUGGACUGGUAGGAAGUAACUACAUUUAAUUGUCUGGACUGGUAGGAAGUGACUACAAUAUCAAUUGUUUGGACUGGUAGGAAGUGACUACAUUCCAUGGUUUAGACUGGUAGGAAGUGACUAUACUUUCCAUUGUUUGGACUGGUAGGAAGUGACUACAUUUAAUUGUGUGGACUGGUAGGAAGUGACUACAUUUAAUUGUGUGGACUGGUAGGAAGUAACUACAUUUUAUUGUCUGGACUGGUAGGAAGUGACUACAUUUUAAAAUUGUUUGGACAGGUAUAUAGGAUUAGUGAUGGUGCAUUUCACUGUUUAGACAGGUAAAUUUAUGCAAAUGUCUGGCAUGCAAGGAUCAGAUUUCAAAAACUCUGAAAUGGACAGAUAAAUUCCAGAUUAAUUGAAAAUUUGUGCUGUAUUAAUUUUUGUUUUAAAAUUUUGAUGUGAGUGUUAGUGUGAAUAUGUGUAGAACAAAUAAUUUCAAACAUGUGCAUAAAAUUACUUGUGUAUUUAGCAAUUGUGAUUGUAUUUGACAAGUUUAUUGUGAUAACGGUUUUAGUUUAUAGUUUUUAUUUCCAAACUGAUUACUUGUAGAUCAAAUACGAGAUAUUUCCAAGUCGUUCAGUUAAUUGUCAAAUGGCUCUGUUAUGCAGUAUGUCAUGUGAACAAACUUCCUGUAAGUGUUAUCAAUAUGCAUUGAAUAUUUCAUGAAUAUGAUACAGUUUUUCAAAUACAUGUAUAUUGUAGACUUGUAUCGACAAAGCUUUUAUUGUAACUUUUAUUUUAAUUUGUAUAUUGCCUAGUCAUUUAGAAAAAAAUCUUUGAUGUACAUACACACUAGUCAUAUUCAUUUACUCAAUGUUACAUUUCAGUAUGGACUACGUGAAUGUAUCUGCACGAUAUUAUAUGUAGAGUAUAGUUUCCAAAGUACAUGUAUGUGCUUAUCAAAACAUGUUAAAAACUUUGUAGGAAGGUUUUUGUACAGGUAUUAUUCUUUCCAAACGUAAUGUAUGAUUAACAAAUUUAGUUUUAGUUAUUUAUUUAUAUUUAUUGCUAUUAAUAUUGACCUUUUAGAAAAGGUAUUCGUACGUAUACUUAUUUCCUUCAAUGUAAAUUUUCAAAAAUGAUAAUAAAUGUCUGAACAGUGAUGUUGUGGCAAGGAA